Drosophila takahashii is the source of this 577-nucleotide messenger RNA. RefSeq lists its product as uncharacterized. Lineage: Eukaryota; Metazoa; Arthropoda; Insecta; Diptera; Drosophilidae. The record is from RefSeq and is a predicted model, not a curated record. Gene Ontology annotation, biological process: cilium organization.
GCACACUGCAAAAAAUACAAUUUAUUUUCCCAGGGAGUUUUUUGGAUUUACGUUUAGUUUAUUUGGUUUGUAAAACAUGUCACUUGGUAAUGCCGAUCCUUGGCACUUGAAUAACACAUUGGUUGAGCAAGGAAGCACAGAGACGGCGGAAAAGGGCGACACUUUCGAGGAUAACUUUACCACGCCCCCCGGAAAAGAGAGCGACUUGGAAAAGGAGGUGAAAAUCGAGCCCCUGCCGGAUUCCAGCGACUAUCUGAAGUUACUAGAACGGAAGCUGGCCCGGGUGCAAAAGGGCAACAAACUGCUGGACAACCUGCGCGAUAAGCGGCAGGAUUGCAUGCGGGGAUUACUCUCCUCCGAGGGAGUUCCCAUUUCCAUAUUCGAGCAGUUCCUCGAGCUAGACGCCCCCAUCGAGAGCGGGCGCCUCCAUCGGCACCUGCUGCCCAUUCAGGCUGUAAACGUGGGCGAAACCUUCCACAUCUUGGAGCACGACGCACUGCAGCAGUCGGCAGAGGAGGCAGCAGCAGAGGAGGAGCGGCGGGAGGAGCAGGAGGAUCAGCCCCCUGCUGAGCACUAA